Messenger RNA from Cloeon dipterum, 1580 nucleotides. It is a transcript of the gene Paics, whose product is annotated as PAICS bifunctional enzyme. NCBI's taxonomy places the organism in Eukaryota, Metazoa, Arthropoda, Insecta, Ephemeroptera, Baetidae. The transcript is spliced from 5 exons. Gene Ontology annotation, biological process: 'de novo' IMP biosynthetic process. Gene Ontology annotation, cellular component: cytosol. The record is from RefSeq and is a predicted model, not a curated record. Gene Ontology annotation, molecular function: phosphoribosylaminoimidazolesuccinocarboxamide synthase activity. The coding region runs from base 120 to 1370 and encodes 416 amino acids.
UGAAGAGCUGUCACUGGCAUACGUCCACUUUACAUCUUCCUCUUCGCGUCAUUGUUGCUAUAUCUUUCACUUUAUUUCAAUAUUUUCAACUUUUUCGCCAAAAUCAACACUGUGUGGCCAUGACAACGCCAAAGUUGGGCAAAUUGGUAAUUGAGGGAAAGACGAAGCGUGUCAUCGACCUGCCAGACAGUCCAGGUCUUGUGUAUGUCGAGAGCAAGGACCGAAUUACUGCCGGCGAUGGUGUCAAGGCGCAUGACCUUGAGGGCAAAGCAGCCAUCUCGACGGCCACCACAGCCAAAGUAUUUGAACUGCUCAAUUCAGCAGGAAUCCCCACGCACUUUAAGCAGCUGAACGGUCCUACAUCCUUCAUAGCUGAAAAGUGUGCAAUGGUACCCAUCGAGUGGGUUACCCGUCGGUUGGCCACUGGUUCAUUCCUGAAGCGCAACCCUGGUGUCCCUGAGGGAUUCAGAUUUGCUCCACCCUGCCAAGAGACUUUCUUCAAGGACGAUGCUAACCACGAUCCUCAAUGGUCUCAAGAGCAGAUCAUUAGUGCCAAAUUCACGCUCAAUGGCCUUACUAUCGGACAGGCUGAAGUUCUCGCCAUGCAGAGAAUGACCAUUUGUGUCUUUGAGGUUCUGGAACGAGCUUGGUCGACACUCGACUGCGCCUUGGUGGACAUGAAAAUCGAGUUCGGCAUCACUGAGGAUGGCCGCUUGGUCGUGGCUGAUGUUAUUGACAGUGACUCGUGGCGUCUGUGGCCCAGUGGAGACAAGAGGCUGAUGAAGGACAAGCAGGUCUACCGCGACUUGGGAACCAAUGUCACCCAACAACAUCUUGAGACUGUUAAGAGGAAUUUCCAGUGGGUUGCUGACCAGCUAGAAAAGCUUCUACCACAGCCCCGUGGAAGGGUCGUGGUCUUCAUGGGCUCUGCUAGUGACGUUGCUCACUGCCGUGAAAUCAAGCGCCACUGCACAGAACUUGGUGUGCCUUGCGAGCUUCGCGUGUCUUCGGCUCACAAGGGUCCUCAUGACACCCUCCGCAUGGCGGCCGAGUAUGAAGCAGACGCCGACCGGCCUCUAGUGAUCAUCGCCGUGGCUGGCCGAAGCAACGGCCUCGGUCCGGUGCUCUCCGGCAACGUCAGCUGCCCUGUUAUCAACUGUCCCCCUGGUGCGACCACCGGCAACGAUGUUUGGUCUUCCCUGAACGUUCCGUCAGGCCUGGGCUGCACCACUGUGCUCUAUCCUGGGGCAGCUGCCUUGGCCGCCGCCUCCAUUCUCGGCCAAACCGACCAUGUCAUUUGGUCCAAGCUGAGGGCCAAGCAGAUGAACACAGCUGUCGGACUGCUGCAGACCGACAAGAAUCUAGAAUAGAGUUUUGCUCGCCUUUGAGAUUGCCAAAAGCGGUGAUGGUUUGAAAAUCUAAGCGUUAUGAUCUUAUUUACUUUCUAUGGAAACUUUUUUGUCUUAACUGGGUCUAAACGGAAAUGUUGUUUUUCUUUGAAACAAUUUUUUGAUAAAAGUCAUUUCAUUUAUACUGUGUGCCAUUCCUGAAUGCAAUAAAUCAAAUUUAUAUUCCUUAAA